AUGAUUUCUAAAAAAAGAAUAGCGAUCAAAUUUGUUUUUGUUGUUCUUUCCUAUUUGCUUGUUUCAGGAUAUGCAAAAGUGAGAUGCACAGAGAGUGAGAGGGAAGCUCUUCUAACAUUCAAGAAUGGCCUCAUCGACGAGCAAGGUGUUCUCUCGUCAUGGCGAGGCAACGAAUGCUGCAAAUGGCGAGGUGUUGAGUGUAGCAACACCACUGGCCACGUUAUCACCCUCCAGAUUUAUAUGGAUUAUGUUGGUGAAUUGCAAGGUGAGGUUCGUUCUUCAUUGCUUGAGUUGCACCAUUUAAACUCUCUUGCCCUUUCUUCGAUCUAUUUUGGAGGCAUUCCUAUGCAGGAAUUCAUUGGUUCCAUGAAACAUUUACAACACUUGUCUCUUAGUGGUUGUAACUUUUCUGGAAGCAUUCCUUCUCAGUUAGGGAACCUUACCAACCUAAGCACACUUGACCUCAGUGGAAAUUAUUUCGGAGGCAUUCCUUUCCCGGAAUUCAUUGGCUCCAUGAAACAAUUACAACACUUGUCUCUUAGAGGUUGUAACUUUUCUGGAAGCAUUCCUCCUCAGUUAGGGAACCUUACCAACCUACGCACACUUGACCUCAGUGGGAAUUAUUUUGGAGGCAUUCCUUUCCCGGAAUUCAUUGGCUCCACGAAACAAUUACAACACUUGUCUCUUAGCUGUUGUAACUUUUCUGGAAGCAUUCCUCCUCAGUUAGGGAACCUUACCCACCUAUGCACACUCGAUCUCUCGCAUAAUUCUUUGAGUUCCAUAUCUCCUUUUAUGUUUGGUUCCGUAUUUGGAUCACUCGAAACGUUGCACUUGUCUGAUAAUCAAUUCACUGGUUUAAUGCCAAGCCUGAGAGUGUUUCCUUCAUUGAUAGAACUAGACCUUUCAAAAAAUAACUUUACAGGCUCUGUUCCUCUAAGUAUUGGCCAACUCUCCAAGCUUCAACUUCUAGAUCUUUCUCAUAAUUCUUUGGAAGGUUUAGUUCCUCCAAGUAUUGGCCAACUCUCCGAGCUUCAGUUUCUAGAUCUUUCUUAUAAUUCGUUGAAAGGUUUAAUCUCUGAAUCCCAUUUCAUAAAGCUUAACAAGUUAUAUAGACUUGAUUUAUCCUUCAAUCCACUAUUGAUGUUGGAUAACGCCCCUGAUUGGAGUCCUCCUUUUCAGUUGAAUUAUAUAAAUUUAGCCAGGUGCAAUGUGGGCCAAUUUCCAAAAUGGAUUCAAACUCAGAUGAAUUUGUUUCACCUUGAUCUCAGUGGUGCCAAUAUAACAGAUGAAGCCCCAAUAUGGUUGUGGAAUAUGUCUUCUUCAUUACAUUACUUAUAUCUUUACGAGAAUCAAAUAAGUGGUACAGUUCCAAAUAUCUCAUCCAUGUCCAUUUGGUGUAUGGAUCUUAGUUACAAUCAAUUCUCGGGUCAUAUACCAUCAUUUCCUGCCUAUGCUUAUGUUGUUUUAUUGAGUGGAAAUAUGUUCUCUGGUUCAAUUUCAUCUAUUUGCAAAACUCUCCAAGAGAAUCUUAACUACCUUGACCUCUCCAAUAAUCAGUUGGAAGGGGAGGUUCCCAACUGCUGGGAGAAUAUGCCCAACUUGGAGACCCUUAAUUUGGCUAACAACAACUUUUCGGGUGAUAUUCCUCUCUCUUUGGGAGAUAUAUAUCGUCUCACUAUACUACGAAUGCAUAGUAAUAAUUUAUCCGGUGAAUUGCCUAACAGUUUGAGACAUUGCCAAAGAUUGAGAUUCAUUGAUGUUGAAGGGAAUAAGUUAACAGGAGAGAUCCCCACUUGGAUUGGCCAGCUGAAUGGAAUGCUCUUUCUAAACCUUCGUGGAAAUAAAUUGCAUGAUUGCUUCAACAAUUUUACUGUCUUGUCCGGUGAGAAUGAGCCCUUAAGUGCACUUGAAAAUGAAUUCAUUUUCCGUCCAACAUUAAUUUACAAGUAUCUCCCCGCCGGUCCUGUACCACGUAUUGAGCGCUAUGGCUAUUCCUCAUUUCAAUGGAAAGGAAAGGAAUAUGAGUAUUGGAAAAAUAUCAGGCUUCUUAAACUCAUUGAUUUUUCAAGCAAUAGAUUGAGCGGAAACAUUCCUAAAUCAUUUUCCACUAUGAGGGGGUUAAGAUCCUUGAAUCUAUCAAGAAAUAGUUUGACAGGAAAUAUAAUUCUAGAUAUUGGUGAAUUGGAGGUGCUAGAUUCUCUUGAUCUAUCUCGUAACCAACUCUCUGGCCAAAUACCUACAAGUUUGGCAGAAAUACACACUCUUGGUUUUCUUGAUUUGUCGAACAACGAUUUGUCUGGAAAAAUUCCAACAAGUACUCAACUGCAGAGCUUCAAUGUAUCCGCUUAUGCCGGAAACGAUGGACUAUGUGGCGACCCUCUGCCGAAGUGCCCGGGAGAUAUCUUGAGGCCACCCACCACUAAUUCAGAGGAAAACAUGAAAGAGAAAGAUGGAAGCAUCUUCUCAUUUAUGCAAGAAGUUGGCAUAUCAAUGGGCUUUGGUUUUAUCUUCGGAUUUUGGGGAGUUAUUGGUUCGUUCAUAAUGAAGAAACCAUGGAGAAUCGCAUUCUUCAACAUGUUCGAUGAUACUAGAGAUUGGUUGUAUGUCAGGAUUGCGGUGUUUGUAUCCAAAUGGAGACAGAGCUGAAUUACACAGCGGUGAAACAACGUGCUUUAGCAUUCCAUCAAGGUGAACCAAAUUAUGCUGGUGAUGUUUCCAAGUUAUUGUAAUUUGUAUUCAGUCUUUUUAUCUUCAUUUGUAAACAUUAUGUUUGUUUUUUACCUUCUAAACUUUAUGUUGAUGUCUGUCUUUUAUUUUCAGAAUGGAUGUUUGUGUUUUUGUACUUUCACUUUAUUUUCAUAGUUGUAUGUGGUUCUUAUAAAAUGAGUGUUACGUUUGUCAUUUGGGUAUACUAAGCAAAUAUAAUGAAAUAAAGUCAAUUCAAAAAGGUAUUGGUAAAAU
Messenger RNA from Salvia hispanica, 2961 nucleotides. NCBI's taxonomy places the organism in Eukaryota, Viridiplantae, Streptophyta, Magnoliopsida, Lamiales, Lamiaceae. The record is from RefSeq and is a predicted model, not a curated record.